Molecule: messenger RNA, 1058 nt
Organism: Camelina sativa (false flax)
Lineage: Eukaryota; Viridiplantae; Streptophyta; Magnoliopsida; Brassicales; Brassicaceae
Source: RefSeq, a predicted model, not a curated record
ACAAAGGUCCUCAAGUCUCACCGAUUCAGAUCUUUAUUUCAACUGCCUCUUGUCUCUUUGUCUUUCCCUUUAAAUACCUUCCCACUAACACCGUUUUCAUCAUCAACCAUCCACUCACAAUCUCUCUCUUUCUCUUAAGAUCAAGAAACAAGAUCACUACUCGAUCCUCCAAAGAUGACAUUGAGCAAAGUUCACCAGCAAGUUAUUGCAUUUCCUGCAGCCAAGACUGCUCCGUUGCUUUACUUGCCUGACCCUGCAGCUUCCAUCAACAAGCUCCAAAUCCCAAAUUCUUCAAAGGUUUCUCUUUCAACAGAUAAGGGAAAAUCAAUCCUGCGAAAGAAGAAAACCGAUAGCUUCACAAACGGAGCUAGAGACCAGGACAAGUUAGGACCAAAGCUAACUGAAAAAGUAAAGAGAAAGCUAUCCUUGGGAGCUAAGAUCCUUCAAAUGGGAGGCUUAGAGAAGAUCUACAAGAGACUCUUCAAAGUCUGCGAUGAGGAGAAACUGUUCAACUCGUACCAAUGUUACCUAUCCACAACGGCAGGUCCCAUGGCAGGCCUACUCUUCAUCUCAUCAAAGAAGAUUGCAUUCUGCAGCGAGAGAUCGAUCAAGGUGGCUUCUCCUCAGGGAGAUCUCACUAGGGUUCAUUACAAAGUAUCAAUCCCCUUGUGCAAGAUCAAUGGAGUGAACCAGAGUCAGAACACAAAGAAGCCAUCUCAGAAGUACCUUGAAGUAGUCACGGUUGAUGGAUUUGACUUCUGGUUUAUGGGAUUCUUGAGCCACCAAAAAGCUUUCAACUGCCUCGAGCAAGCGCUUUCUCUGAGCUACGAGCAAUGAUAAGCCGCAAUGGUUUCCUCUGAUGAGGAGCUAUAAGUAGUGCGGGUUUUAGAUGAAAUAUUUCAUUUCACUUUAACCUCAGAUUAUGUUAGGAGAAAGCCUAGGAAAUACUUACAAUAUUGUACAAACUCAUUUGUUCUUGCUUUUAUCCCUUCUGUUCUCCAUCGUAGACAUGAGCAAAAGAUUUGAAUAUAUUUAGCUGAUCUCAUCUGUUUUCCUAA